This is a messenger RNA of Entrophospora candida, 382 nucleotides long. Lineage: Eukaryota; Fungi; Glomeromycota; Glomeromycetes; Entrophosporales; Entrophosporaceae. The record is from the annotation of a GenBank genome assembly.
UCAACAUUUCGUGUACGUUUUAUUGAACCCAUAAUUGAGCCUUUUAUUUUUAUAUUCAAAAAUAUGGAUAUAACUUGGGGUGAAAUUUCAAGCAUACCCUCAGCAAACUGCCGAAAUUUACAUCUCAAAGAAGGCAAAAGACGUAGAAUUGGUUCAAAAGCUGAUGGUAUAGGAUCUCUUGUCAAUCUAGAUGAUAAAGAACUUCUUAUUUUUGAGCUAUCCGGAGCACCAUCCCGUCUUCCAAAGAGACAUGCAGAGGGAGAUAAAGUAAAACUUGAACGGUGCAUGAUUGAUGUGCUCAAUGACCAUCUGGAAGAUUAUAAAAUGUGUGAUAUUGAGGUUGCUAAGAAACUCCGAGUAUUCGGUUUUCAAACUGAUGAAA